CACAAACAAUUACACUGAUAGUUCCUACUCUUGGAAUAUGAAGUAAUGUUUUMAYGCAACGACGAAGGUCAACAAGCUCUGUAUAAAACCAGGCCGUGUACCAGAGCAGAGUAAACAAAAUGGAUAUUUACUCGUCUUCUGUCGAGUUUAUAACAACUCACUGGACAACAUGCACUAUAGGUGCUGUGGUCUUUUUACUGAUUUUCGUCUACUGGUACGGAACUAGAAGUCGUUCUCGUCUUGAGAAAAGUUUCCCCGGACUUCCAGGUCCAAAGCAAUGGCCCUUCAUUGGAACUYUGCCAGAUUUUAUAAAAAAUGGAGGUCAAAUGCACUUGCAUUUCGACGAUGACUACAAGAAAUUUGGGAAAGUAUAUCGCACAAUUGUAUUUGAAAGCCCCACAAUUGUCGUCAGCGACCCUGCGAUGAUCAAAGAUAUAUUUGUGAAACAUUUCGACUGCUUUUAUAACAGGCCGCUUCUAAUUACCAUCCCAGAACCUUUUGAUAAGGGACUUGAUGCAGCCAGAGGUGAAACAUGGAAGCGUAUCCGUACUAUUGCAUCACCUACUUUUAGUUCUCAUAAACUCAAAGCCAUGGUUCCAUUGAUGAAUGUUAGAUGUGACACCUUGAUCAGCAAAGUUGAAGAAUAUGCCAAGUCAGGAGAAACCUUUGAUAUUGUGAAACAUCAACAAGCCCUGACUCUUGACGUGAUCAUGUCCGCAGCAUUUGGAAUUCAAACUGAUUACCAGAAAAACCCUAAUGACCCAUUAAACGCAAUGGAGAUUUACUCRUCUUCUCUGGAGUUUACCAAAACCCACUGGAGUACAUGUGCUAUCGGUGCUGUGGUACUGAUUUUCCUCUACUGGUACGGAACUAGAAAACGUUCUCGUCUUGAUAAAGCUUUCCCCGGACUUCCAGGUCCAAAGCAAUUGCCUUUCAUUGGAACUCUACCAGAUUUAAUAAAAAGUGGAGGUCAAAUGUACUUGCAUUUAGAUAGUGACUGCAAGAAAUAUGGGAAAGUGUAUCGCAGAAUGUUAUUUGAAAGCCCAACAAUUGUCACCACCGACCCUAUGAUAAUCAAAGAUAUAUUUGUGAAACACUUCGACUGCUUUUAUAACAGGCCGCUCCUAAUUACCGUCCCAGCACCUUUUAAUAAGGGACUUGAUGCAGCCAAAGGUGAAACAUGGAAGCGCAUCCGUACCAUUACAUCACCAACUUUUAGUUCUCAUAAACUCAAAGCCAUGGUUCCACUGAUGAAUGUUAGAUGUGAUACCUUGAUCAGCAAAGUUGAAGAAUAUGCCAAGUCAGGAGAAACAUUUGAUAUUGUGAAACAUCAACAAGCCCUGACUCUUGACGUGAUCAUGUCCGCAGCAUUUGGAAUUCAAACUGAUUACCAGAAAAACCCUAAUGACCCAGUGAUCCAGGUGGUUUUGAAGUCAAUGAAUCCUAGUUUCUGGGAACAGAUGUUCUUCUUUGUUCUGUUGCCAUUGUUACCUUUUGGGAAAACCAUUGGGGAUACAGAAACUGUUGCCAAAUUUAUCUUCAGGGAUUUGAUAAAAGUUUCAGAAAUUGCUAGAGAGGUUAUUGCAGCUAAAAGAAAGGAUUCAACACAAAAGGACUUUCUUGAUUUGUUACUCCAAGCCACCAGUUCUGAUGCUUCAGAUAACAAGAAACUCACAGAUGAUGAAGUUGUAGCUCAGUGUGUGUUAUUUCUCUUGGCCGGGUAUGAGACAUCAAGCUUCACACUGUCAAUGAUCACAUACAGCCUUGCCACCAACCCUGAUGUCCAGGAAAAACUCCAGGAAGAGAUUGACAGUGUCUGGACUGAUGAGUUUCUAGUUAGUAUCCCAGAACCUUUUGAUAAGAGACUUGAUAUUGCCAGAGGAGAAACAUGGAAGCGUAUUCGUACCAUUGCAUCACCGACUUUUAGUUCUCAUAAACUCAAAGCCAUGGUCCCAAUGAUGAAUGUUAGAUGUGAUARCUUGGUCAGCAAAGUUGAAGAAUAUGCUAAUUCAGGAGAAACCUUUGAUAUUGUGAGACAUCAACAAGCCCUGACUCUUGACGUGAUCAUGUCCUCAGCAUUUGGAAUCCAAACAGAUUACCAYAAAAACCCMAAUGACCCAGUGAUUCAGGACGUUCUUGACUUGUUACUCCAAGCUACAAGUUCUGAUGCUUCUGAUCACAAGAAACUCACAGAUGAUGAAGUUGUAGCUCAGUGUGUGUUUGGUAUUGGUCCUCGCAACUGUAUUGGGAUGCGGUUUGCACUCAUGGAGAUUAAGUUGGUGUUGGUUAGAUUGCUCAAGAAGUACUCGUUUGUCAAGACGGCCGAGACGAAGCCACCAAAACUGGAAAUGAAGCAAACUUUGACUGCAUCAGGAGUGAAACUUGGAGUUGUGAAACGAUAGGACACAAGCUAAAUCAAUAUGGAACACUUUGAACAUUUAGUUCAUCAAUGACAGAAAUCAUUUGUCAGGCCAAAUGCAUGUAUAAUCAUCACUGUCUAUCAAUUUUAAAAAUUUGUUUUCGCCUCGUUUUCCUCAUCGAUGCUGAUAUAAAUAAGCAUUUACGACA
This is a messenger RNA of Exaiptasia diaphana, 2568 nucleotides long. RefSeq names its product cytochrome P450 3A24. The coding region runs from base 120 to 2402 and encodes 760 amino acids. The record is from RefSeq and is a predicted model, not a curated record. NCBI's taxonomy places the organism in Eukaryota, Metazoa, Cnidaria, Anthozoa, Actiniaria, Aiptasiidae. The transcript has 11 exons. Gene Ontology annotation, molecular function: steroid hydroxylase activity; heme binding; iron ion binding.